Molecule: messenger RNA, 1940 nt
Organism: Entamoeba histolytica HM-1:IMSS
Lineage: Eukaryota; Evosea; Mastigamoebida; Endamoebidae
Exons: 2
Coding region: 1-1878 (625 amino acids)
Source: RefSeq, a predicted model, not a curated record
AUGAAAAAAGAUGGAUUAUUUCCAGAACAAUUUUCUAUAGAUGUUCUUUCAAAUAGUGUAUUACCAAUUUUAAAUAAUGUUUAUCAACGAAUCAUAGCACUUACACCAUUAUGUUAUACAACUGAUGAAAUUCUAUCACCAAAUCAUCGUGGGAGAUGGAUAAUUCUUACUGAAAAAGCAAUAAAAUAUUUAAGUCAAAGUAUUUUAGCUUUUUGUAAAGAAUUUUAUUCAAAUGGAACAAAAAGUGGAUUAAAUAUUGCAUUAUAUAGACUUAAUUAUGUAAUGUAUUUAUUUUCAAUUGAAGAACCAUUUGCUAAGAUUACCUUAAACCAAAUAAAAAUUCCAGAAAAUGAUCCGGAAAAUCAAUUUAACUUUAAGAAAUAUGACAAAACGAUAGAAUGUCUUUCUAAAGCUGUUGCUCAUUGUUUAACAAAAGAUAAAAAGAAAAUAUUUAAAGCAACAGAAUUUUUCAAGAAGAUAGAAACAGAUGUUUUUACUAGAAUUCCUAAAAAGAAAACAGAUAAAAAACCAUUAUCAGUAACAAAUUCAUAUAUUAAAGAAUUAUUUAAUUUUAGAGGGUUAUUAAAAGCACAAUUAGAUAUGGCAUAUAGAGAUAAUUCUAAUGAAGAGCAAGGAGUGAAUUAUCAAAAUGUUCUUAUUGAAGGUUAUGCUAUUACUUUUCCAUUUAAAAAUAAGAAAAUGAUUGCAGCAGAUGUAAUGAGUGAAUUUUUAUUUGCUCUUUUUGAUUGUCAAACUGAUGAAAGAUAUAAAUCAUAUCCAAAAGAUCCAUGUGAGAUAGAACAAACAAUAAUGAAUUUAAUAUUCUUCUGGUAUGUUAAUUAUAAUGAAGAUUUUCAUACACCAUAUUGUGAUACAAUAUUAAAAUUUAUGAAUACAUAUUGUUCAUUAGUUUUUGACUCUGAAUGUAUUAAUGUUGCAGUAGCAGAUAGAAAAAUUGAAAUGCAAAAGAAAGGAGUUCAAAUUAAAGUUCAAAGUAAGAAAAUUAGAUUAUGCUAUAUUAAUGAGAAUAUUGUUGCUGAUAUUAUGACUGAAUUAGAUGCUCACUUAUAUUUUCUUAUUCCAAUUUCUAUUUAUCUUGGUAAUUUAACUUCAGACAUUUCAUCAGAAACAAAAGGUAUUGAUUCAAAAUAUGUCCGAUUUACUCAUGACAUUGCAUCUCGUGCAGAUAAAUAUUCUGCAUUUGUAAAAAGAAUGAUUGGAAUUGAUAUUAAUGAUUCUUAUCAAUUCUUUAUUUCAUUAUGUACUUCUCUAGUUUAUAGAUGUCAUAAUUAUUUUGCAUCUUAUAUCAUCUUUUCUACAUUACAAAAAGUAUUAGAUGAAAUAAACACAAGAAAAGAACGUGGAUUUAAUCUCAAUUCACUUGAAAAGAAUGUCAUUGAACAAUACAAUGAUCUUAAAUCUAUUUUCCCAAAUACUUCUAAUCCAGGAAAUUUAGAAAAUUAUCAAAUAACAACCAAAUUAGCACAACCAUUUAUUUGUCAUCCUGAUAUAUUAAAAUCAGUUGGAAAUAAAUUAAUGAGUAAUGCAACAAAAUUAUCAUUAAAAAAUGAAGUGUCUCCAGAAAUUGCUAAUGAACUUAAUACGUUUGUAAAAAAUUAUGAAGAAAGUGAAAUUUAUUAUUUACAAAAACCAAAAGUAAGAGCUGAAAGUUUAAGACCUGUGUUAGGAUUUGAUUUAUUAGAAUAUUUAAGUAAAUUACCAAUAGAUGAAUCAGAAGAAAAAACAUUAGCACACUUCGAUAGACCAACUAAAAUUGUUAUUAAACGAACAACUAAAGAAGAUCGUAUUAAACGACGUAAAGCCUUAGCAAAGAAAAGAAUGAGUAGAAGAAAAGAAAAAGCUCAACAAUCUAAUUAAGAAUGUAACUGGACUUUUUUAUGUGAAAAUUAUCUUAAAUGCUUUCUUGAAGAAUUUAAAUG